Molecule: messenger RNA, 2045 nt
Organism: Trematosphaeria pertusa
Lineage: Eukaryota; Fungi; Ascomycota; Dothideomycetes; Pleosporales; Trematosphaeriaceae
Product: aspartyl aminopeptidase
Exons: 2
Coding region: 87-1928 (613 amino acids)
Biological process (GO): proteolysis
Cellular component (GO): fungal-type vacuole
Molecular function (GO): metalloaminopeptidase activity; zinc ion binding
Source: RefSeq, a predicted model, not a curated record
ACGACGACGCCUGCUCAGCGUCGCCCUUCCCACUCCCCCAACCCCUCGACUUCGACAGUCAGCUCUUCUUUUGGAGCACCCUCAACAUGACGAAGAACCAGCCUACGCUCCGUAAGACGGUGUCCACCGCCGACCUCUACGCCGAUCCACCUCCGCUACCACGCCACGCCAGCCUGUCGCGCACGUUGACGAGGCUACAGCAGCGCCCUCGAGGCAUUUCGCGAGGGAAUCCGUUCAUGCAGCCCCAAGCUACCGUCUCUCAGACGUCCUUACGCUUCCACAACACGGAUGCUCGUGACUCGGCAGAAGAUGCCGGCCGCCGCAAUGCCCCCACUUUCCACGAGAGCCACAGACACAGCGUUGCAGCUCCGUACUUCUCGAACCUGAUCGACUUCGACGAUGACUUUGGCGCACCAAAAGAACAGCAGAGCCCUCCGCCUGUCCCUCCAAAGAUCCCCGAGAUACCAACGUUCGAGCCGAAAGUAGAGCCCACGAGGGAGAAGGAAGGACCGGAGAAAUACACGAAGCCCUUUACGGACUUUAUGACCGCGAACCCGACCGUCUUCCACGCUGUAGAUGCAGUGGCCAAAGAUCUCGAGAAGAGUGGGUAUAAGAAGCUGUCUGAGCGCGAUUCGUGGGACUUGAAGCAGGGUGGGAAAUACUACGUCGAGCGCAAUGGGUCGUCGCUUAUCGCGUUCGCGGUCGGGGAGGGAUAUGAGGCGGGAAAUGGCGCGGCAGUUGUGGCAGGCCACAUUGAUGCUUUGACUGCCAAGCUGAAGCCGAUUCCUAAGCUGCGGACGAAAGCUGGAUUCGUGCAGCUGGGUGUUGCACCGUAUGCUGGUGCGCUGAAUGACACUUGGUGGGAUCGCGAUCUAGGCAUAGGAGGAAGGGUCCUGGUCAAAGAACAUGGCAAGAUUGUGACCAAGCUUGUUAAGCUGGAUUGGCCCAUUGCACGGAUUCCGACGCUGGCGCCUCAUUUUGGAGCUGCCGCAAUGGGACCAUUCAAUAAGGAGACGCAGAUGGUGCCCAUCAUUGGGUUGGAUAACUCGGAUAUGGGAAGCUUUUCUGGCAAGGAAGAGGCGGGGGAGUGGAAGGGCAGUGUGCUAGGUGGCGAGGGCACGUUCGCAGCGACGCAGCCCGAGAGGCUCGUCAAGGCCAUCUCAGAGGAGCUGAGCAUCCGUGAUUACUCAAGUAUCGUGAACUGGGAGCUGGAGCUCUUCGAUAUUCAGCCUGCUCAGCUUGGUGGCCUCUCCAAGGAGUUCAUCUUUGCCGGCCGCAUCGACGAUAAACUCUGCUCGUGGGCGGCCAUCCAAGCCUUGCUCAACACGUCAACCUCUGGCUCCUCGCAACUUAAAAUCGUCGCCCUGUUCGACGAUGAAGAGGUCGGCUCGCUGCUCCGGCAAGGCGCUCGUGGCAAUUUCCUUCCUGCCGUGAUCGAACGCAUCGUAGACGAGUUCGCCGACAAGGGCGUCAGGAGCCUGAUUUCCCGCACAUACGCGAACAGUUUCCUCGUCAGCAGCGACGUGAUUCACGCCGUAAACCCCAACUUCCUAAAUGCAUACCUCGAGAACCAUGCACCCCACUUGAACAUCGGACCCGCGGUCUCUGCAGACUCGAAUGCACACAUGACCACCGAUUCAGUCUCUACGGCAGUCUUCCAGCACUGCGUAGACAGGGAUAUGGGCGUCAGGAAACAGGAUCCCAAGCUACAGGUCUUCCAGAUCCGUAACGAUAGCAGGAGUGGAGGAACAGUGGGACCCAUGUUGAGCGCGGCUACGGGUAUCAGGGCUAUCGACUGCGGUAUUCCGCAGCUCUCGAUGCACUCUAUCCGGGCGACGACGGGAUCGCUAGAUCCUGGCCUAGGUGUGUUUGCGUUCCAGAGCUUUUUGGAGAACUUUGAGAGUGUCGAUGCGGAGUUUAAGGCUUGAGGAUGAGAGAGUAAGUGCUAGGUGGGAUGGGGUGGCGCGUGUACGAGUACGGUUUGGCACACCGGGGAGGGGGGUAUGCAUAUUUGGGAGUAUAGUUUAGACGUGGAAGAGCAGUGG